GCGGAGUGGUUGGUCCUUCCCUCGCUCUCCUGUCCCCCUUCCCCCUUCCCCCUUCCCCCAACCCCCGCGUUUCGGCUGCUUCUUCCGCGUUUUGCCUCUGCUCCCCUGUUCCGCUGUCAUGGCGUUUUAUUUCAGGAGAGGCCGAAGAGGCCAGUUUAAACAUAUAGCUCAUGGCCUGGUCCCUGCAGCUACCAUAGCUCCUAAACCUGCUGUCCCCCGCACCCCUCCCCCUCGUAGCCCAAACCCUUCUCCAGAAAGGCCCAGAUCGGCCCUGGCAGCAGCUAUUCUUGUGACAACCCUAACUGGGCGGACCGUUGCUAUCCCUCAGCCUCGCCAGCGAUCUCUUUCUGAAAGUGAUGCCAGCUGCUUACAGGAUCAAGAAGGCUGUAUCGAGCCAUAUGCCACGAUCACUGAGUUACGAAUGGGCCCCAAUUGGAAGGGUGACGGUGAUGAAAGAAGUGUUGUGCAGUCUUUUGAAGUAUCUGGCAGUUAUGAGGAUGAAGAUAUUGAUACAUGUCCUUCAGACAUAGAAAAAGAACCAAGUCCAAACUGCCAGGUUAUAGAUAAAAAAGAAAGUACUAGCAGUGAAGCUUUGUAUGCUGUUCCACAGAAAAUUAAACAGGAAAAUCUCCCAGUAUCUUCUAGUUCUGAUGAUGAGGAAGAAGAACCUACUUGCCUCAUUCAUCCAAAUGUUCAAGUGGAAGAAAUUGCACGCUCUGAAGCUAAUUUCCAGGUAGAAAAGCUCGCAAUUGAACAUUCAGUGAGUGAGAAGCUUCCACCAUCCCCAGAUGCAGCAGUCCGUAGAAAGCAGGUACAGAUGGAGCUUGCUAAAGAAAGGUUCCAGAAACUACAAGAAGAAAACUGGCAUUUGGAUGAUGCAAAUCGGACCCUAUUUUCACAACUUGAAGAGACAAAGCAGCACGUGAAGGAACUUCAGUUGAAAGUUAAGGAACUGGAAACCGAAAACAGACGGUUUAAAGAAACAGCACAGGAUUCACGUAGCGAAGAGGAACUUGCAGAAUUGCUUUCGUUACGACAACAAGGCCAGGAACUGGUGGAUGAAAAUUACAGUUUGAAAAUGACUGUUCACCGUUUAAAUGUAGAAUUGAGUCGCUAUCAGGCUAAAUACAGACCCAUUUCACCAAAUGAGAGUCUAAAGAUUGGAAGUCUGCCAUUGAAGAAGCCCAUACCCCCUUGGCUGCUGGAUAUGAAAUAUUUAUCUCCUCUCCUAUUGGCUUAUGAAGAUAGAAUGAGGGGAAAAGAAGACUUGAUUCUUGCACAUGAGGAGGACAUGAAGAAUUUUAAAGCGCAAGUUGAAGAGAUAGUGAAAGAAAAUGAACAGUUACACCAGCAACUAAGUAAAAAUGGUUCAUUUACCACCAAAGAAUGGCAACAACUACAAAGCCAAGCCAAGCUAGUCUUAGAGGAAAAUGUAGUGCUGAUGGAGCAGCUUAAAAUACAGCAUUCAAAAGCAAGAGACAACCACAACCAACAUACAGAAGAUGUUUCCAAAUUAACAAAGCAGCUAAUGAUUUUGGAAGCAAAGAAACACAGCCAAGAAGAGGAACUGAGGGACAGCCAGAAACAGCUGGAUGUAUUACACUCAACAUACAAAGAACUAAAGGCCACCUUCAGAAACCAUAUAACCAUGAAGGAGCAUGUUGCUUUGGUAGAGCAAUUAAAAAGCCAGUUGCAACAGGAGCAGGAGAAGAAAGAGACUGAAUUACAGGAACUAAUCAGAAAACUAGGCUCUGUGCAAGCAGAAAAGAAGAGCCUGCUUAUAGAGAAGAAAGAACUGGAGGCUCAAAACAAGGUUCUAGAAUCAGAGCUGGAAACCGUUCAGAAAACAAAGAGGCAAUUGCAGGAUAAAAUAGGUCUUCUGAAACAGCAGUUGGACAAAGCAUUGGAAAAGGAGAUGACCGCACAUCAGUAUCUCACAGGCCUGGUCAGCUUGGCAGAAAAAAUAUCCCAAGAACGUGACCAUCUUUUAAACUUGACCAGCUCUUUGGAAAACGAGAAGCAGGGUGUUCUCCAAAAUAUUAUAAAAGGAAACGUACGCCUAGGAAAAUUAGAAGAGAAAGUGAAGGUGUAUAAAAAGACGGCUGCUGGGAAGCUGGGAGACAUCAGUCUCAAGAUGACGGAGCAAGAGAAGGAAUUUGCUGGCAAGGCUGCUCAGUACCAGCGCGAGAUGAAGCACCUCCAGCGGCUGCUGCAAGAGAAGCAGGAAACCCUGGAUGAAGUGCUGCAGCAGAAAAGGGAGAUGGAAGGUGAACUUGAAAUAAUCUGGGAAUCGACCACCAAAGAAAACAGGAGGAUGAAAGAACUCUUGCAUAAAUCCCUGGAGAAGAAGAAUACGCAGAGCCCUGUCAAAGCCUAUGAGUCACUUUUAGCUGACAUUUCUCCAAAAGACCUGCUUGGCUUCUCAAUUUGUGUGCCAACAGAGGAAAAUUAAAAGCCCCUCUAUUCUGGGAUGAGGAAGAAAGUGCAAUUAAAGUAUGCAAAUUAAUACAUAUUUGGAAAUGUGCAUUGUUUGUUUCUAACAAGAAGCUUCAGUUUUCUGUCACAGAAUUUGAGAUUUUGAAUGCAGAAUACCAGAUGUCCCCAUUAACACACCAUGGAAGAAAGCUCAUGAAACUGUUAGCCUGUACCUAAGUGGAGUGCUUAGAUAGAUUUUUAAACUUUGAAUUCAUCUAUAUUAUCAAUAAGCCAUCUAGUUAUCUGAACCAAAGGAAAAUGUGAUGCAGCUACAGUUGCUGAUGCAGAAUUUUUUGCACUAAUUAGUGAAUUUAUGACAGAACUCUGUGGAGUUGGGUGCCGUAAGAGGGGGGAAAGAAACUUAAACUUGCCCUAAACUUUUAUCAAAGAGCUUAACGGAAUUUCUAGCAUUGUGAGGCUGUAAAGCAGCUGGAAACACAAUGAGAGAAAUGUACCCUCCAAUGCCUUUUAUAUGUUCCACCUUGUAUAAGUGGAACUCAGAAGUUCCACUUUGUACAAUAGUACUUACUCCCAAGUAAGUGUACACAAGGUGCAGUCUUCAGCAUGUUGGCUCAGAAACAGGUCCCACUGAGUGGAAUGAGACUUUCUCCAUUGUAAGGGAUUGCAGCAUUCGUUGGUGAUUUUUCAAAAAUAUGUAAUGAAAUACAGAGAAUGGUCAGGUGGUGAACUGGGCAAUUACUCUGCAAAAGUCUUGAAUUGUUGCUGUCUUGCCAGUUGAUUAGUAAAUCUACAUGGCAGGAAAUUCAGUCCCCAAUAGCCACAUUUCAAGCUGUAUACUUUGAACUGAACUAAAUAUUAUUCACAAAUAAUGAUACCACGAUGGGUUGUUUGUUUGUUUUUUAAAGGGGAGUAAUUUGGGGCAGCAAACCGAUGAGUGAAGAGGUGAGCGUUGAGUCUUGCAAAUAAAUGUUUGGAAUGCAUGGUGGGAUAGGAGAUGGGGGAGUGUUCUGGAGUGAAGAAAUAGUGGGAGGAUUCUCCCUGCCGCUGGUUCCUCCAUUUCACAUUGCCUCCUCCCAGCAUAGCUUUUCUCUCUUGUUUUAAAGGGCCAUUGGGGUUUAGUUACAAGUCUUUGGUGCAGCAUUUAACCACAUGCGUUUAAUAUGUGACCCACAAUCCAUGGACUAUAAAUGGAAGUUUGUCGCUUUGAGGACUUCCCCUGUGUACAGAUACAAAGGUUUAUGUAGCAGCAUGCAAAACGAUGACAAAUCCUUGAGACAUCUUCUAGAUGCACACAGCCUAUCAAAGAGGAGGAAAAGGAAUAGUAGGGUAGAUGACAGUCUGGAGUUACCAACUCCUGUUUUGAUUCAUUGGAAAUACUAUGAAUUUAUGUAGCUAGGCUCCAAACAAAAGGCAGAAAAAAAGUCAGACCAGGUGUUUUGCUUCAUCAAAUUGGAAACUAACACAAACACUCGUCUAGGUUUGAGAGGCUGCUCAGCAGUCUCACACUUCAGAAAACUAGAUUAAGAAGCCCAGUGGUUUUGCUUAUUUAGUAUUUUGCUUUUUUGUUGAAGAUGGCAUUAUAUCCAACUAUCAUAAAACAUUUGUUUCCUUCAGAGUUGCAAACUAGUAGAUCAUUAAAUAACAGUGGAAUAAUCAGGGUAUGAGCUCUGUGUAUACAUUUCAGGCGUUUCAUACAUAAUUACAUAGCACCUAAAAGAAGCAAUCAUAUCCAGGAGAAGGGUCUUGGAACUGAAGAAGAUUUCUACCAUCUAGUUUGCUACUUUUGACGUUUUAGUUGGUCAUAAUAAAUAAAAAUGCUUUUAAUGGACCAGCACAGCUCCCUGUAGUUUUGAAAAAUACAGUGUUUGGUUUUCCUGAAACCCUAAUAUAAGUAACUGCUCCUGUGUCAGCGAACAAAGUGUUUUUCAGCAUUUGAUUUAACACUCAAGAUGGUUUAUGGUCUAAGGGACAUGUCUGUGAUCUAACACUGUAAAAGCUUUAACUUGUGAAAAUUGGCUGUGGUUGGUUUCCCAGUGGUAUUUGGUUUGUUUCUUUGGUCUUUUCUAAAGCCUUUUAGCUCAGUAAUUCUUGUGAGCAUCUCGGAAUCUACUUCAGUCUUCAAACCAGCCAUGGGACAGAGCAGAAACUCAUGCUUAAUUGUGCCUUAUAUGUACAAAUGGCAAGUGUGAUUAACAGCUGCCUUGUUUGCACAAAUUCUAAACUGAAAUAUGCAAGCUCAACAGUUAUGGCUUAUUUUUAGACAAUCAAACUUAAUGCCAAAACGUGGUUUGGAAUGGCCAAACAGAACCUUGUGCUCAUGCAUUCCUUGUCCUAUUCCUUCUUCUCUUUUGUGCUCCGAUCCAGUUAGCAUUUCCCCCUUUUUAGCACAAACCAUAAUUUGCCAUUACAUCUGGACAGGCAAACUAUGGGACAGUUUCCUAGUUUUGAUGUAAAUGGCAAGCUAUGUUUUGUGCUAAAGUGAAAGUAACUAAUUACUUCUGGAUCUCCCUGCCCCCCUCAAGAGGCUUUGUUGCUUUUAAUCUGUUUGAUUUUUAUGUUUUUUUUUUGUUCUUUUAUGUUAUACACAACUUUGAGAUGUCAGCGUAAAUUGUUUCAAAAUAGCAUAAAUAAUUCAAUGAGGCUGUUCACAUGAGCAGCCAAUAAUAAUAAUAACAAUAAACUUUAUUUGUUAGCUGCCCCAUCACAAAUUGCUCUCUGGGUGGCUUACAACCCAAAAUUAAAACAUGAGAUAAAAACACAUUAAAUCAUAACAGACCAAAAAGCGGGGUGGGGGCACUAAGGAAGCCAAGCCUGCUCUUGGCUGCGCACAUGUGAGCCACUGGGAAGUGAGCAGCUCCCACCGGCGGCACAAGAGCAAGCCCACUUAGGGAGCCUGCUGCUUAGCCAGGGUUAAGGGUGCGAGGGUGCCCUUUAACUCAGGCUAAGUGCUUGUGUGUCAGCACGGCAUGGCGCCAACACAAGAGCAGGCUUCCAGCCAUCUCCACGAUGCACUGUGCACUCGCCUUACGGCCCUGCCUUAGUCAUUUUACUCCCUUGUUUAAUAUAUCCGAUCUUGCUGCAGAAGUUGUAAAAAUCUGGGUAUGAUCCAUAGUCCCAUAGUAACAUAAUGUGUCUGUAUGGUUCAGGAUACAUUUUGAUGCUCAAAUGUUCUGCUUCUUUAGCAUGUGUGGGUGCUGUCUUUGUCUUUCUCUGAACCACUCUUGUUUUUUAUAGGUCAGGAUCAGGGCCAACGUUUGGAUACAUAUUCAUUUGUAAUCAAUAUUUUCUUGACUUUCUUAUAUCCGGACCUUUUGCUUGUUUACCAAACAUGUAUUUUUUUUUCAACCAUUGAGUAAGUUUGUAACAAUAAAAUAAAAUUUUUUAUUCUAAA
Hemicordylus capensis (graceful crag lizard) is the source of this 5827-nucleotide messenger RNA. It is a transcript of the gene CEP89, whose product is annotated as centrosomal protein 89. Gene Ontology annotation, biological process: chemical synaptic transmission; cilium assembly; mitochondrion organization. The transcript has 20 exons. Gene Ontology annotation, cellular component: ciliary transition fiber; centriole. Bases 119 to 2452 code for a protein of 777 amino acids. The record is from RefSeq and is a predicted model, not a curated record. Lineage: Eukaryota; Metazoa; Chordata; Lepidosauria; Squamata; Cordylidae.